This is a messenger RNA of Drosophila busckii, 1225 nucleotides long. Its product is annotated as serpin B4-like. The transcript has 2 exons. The record is from RefSeq and is a predicted model, not a curated record. Bases 84 to 1163 code for a protein of 359 amino acids. NCBI's taxonomy places the organism in Eukaryota, Metazoa, Arthropoda, Insecta, Diptera, Drosophilidae. Gene Ontology annotation, molecular function: serine-type endopeptidase inhibitor activity.
UGCUGCUGUCAAAUAUCAUAAGCCCUGUGCUUUUGGAGACCGUGUCCACUUCAAUACUUGCUGGAGCUCUACAACAGAGUUCUAUGCAAAAUGUUCUCAUUUCACCGCUGGCCAUUGAGGAAGGACUAUUGCAGUUGUACAUUGGCGCCGAGGGAAAUACUGCAGAGCAGCUAAAACAUUUUCUGCAACUCGAUGGUUCGACGAAACGUGAAGUCUUGGAUUGGUAUCAUACGUGGCGCCAGCGACUCGAAAAGCCACCAGCUAAUGAGUUAAGCAUUGCUAGUCGAUUGUUUGCUGCCAAGGAAAUAGGCAUAUUGCCCGAAUACGAAACGGAGCUGAAAAGAAUAUUCGAUGUGACUGUUGGAUCUGUAAACGCUGAUGAUAGCGUGAAGACCGCAACUAUUGUGAACAAUUGGAUUACAAGACAGACCCACAAUCACAUUGACAGCUUGCUCUAUGGCACCGAAGACGUUGGUUUGAUGGCUGUCGUUGGUGUUGUCUAUUUCAAAGGAUUUUGGGCAAAUUGCUUUGACAAAUUCUCAAAUUCACAGCGGAAUUUUUAUACGCUAUCAAAUGCCGGUGGCUAUGAGAAUGCUAAAGUGGAAACUAUGCAAGUGGUGGGUAAAUUCAAAGUGGCCGAGCAUCCUGAAAUUGAUGCAAGUAGUAUACAAAUUCCCUAUAACAGUUCGAGCAUAUCAAUGACUAUUUAUGUGCCCAAUGCCAUAAACGGCCUUGAUAGGAUCAUUGCAAAGUUAGAAGAAUGGCCAAAUCACGAAAUUGCAGCGAAAGUGCAACCAACGCUACUUAAGCUCUAUUUGCCAAAGUUUAAGCUGGAGACCACGAUGGAUAUGCUGCCUGCUUUAAAGUCAUUGGGUGUACGCGAGUUAGCUAAGCAUCCAAAUUUUUCAUCUAUGACGCGCUUUGGUAAACCGAAGAUUGAAAAAUUCUGGCACAAGUCAAAGCUUGAGGUGGAUGAAGUUGGAGUUCAGGCUGCCAAUGCUAGAGCCAGUCCAUAUAAUAAAGAUAAGUCACCCGAGGAGUUCACUGUGGAUCGUCCGUUUAUAUUUUUUAUACAAGAUGACGAGCGAGUUUACUUUGCUGGACGUGUGGGCGACCCAAGAAGUGCUUACCAGAAAAAUGCAAACGCUGAAUUCACCAUAUAAUAAUAUGUAAUUAAAUUUACUACUACUGUCUUUUCAAAAGUCAAGAACCUUUUAUUAAAGCU